This is a messenger RNA of Apis laboriosa (Himalayan honeybee), 4711 nucleotides long. Its product is annotated as dynein axonemal intermediate chain 7 homolog. The record is from RefSeq and is a predicted model, not a curated record. Gene Ontology annotation, cellular component: axoneme. Bases 950 to 3409 code for a protein of 819 amino acids. Lineage: Eukaryota; Metazoa; Arthropoda; Insecta; Hymenoptera; Apidae. Gene Ontology annotation, molecular function: microtubule binding; beta-tubulin binding. The transcript has 17 exons.
CACUGGAAUGGAAUUAUCUUUUAAUUUUCACAAUUUUUACAGCAUAACAAAAAUAAUAAAUGGUAGAAACUAAAGAAAAAAAUGUAACAUGAUAUUAGCACCGAAGUCGAACAGCGAAUAAACAUACUGAUCAAUCGUUGAUCAUCAGGAUUAAGAUGGACACUUGUUUCAUGCCGCUUUCAUAUUGAGUGACAUGUAAAUAAUUCCAAUCUAAUUAAGCGAUCGAUUGUCCAACAAUUCAAGGAUUGAAACUUCAGGAAAUGACACAGAAAUUGACCUAUUGAUAAUGUUAUUUUAAUUCAUACCGGUUCAAAGAGCAAAUUCUUGAAUAUGUAUUUAUACUUUUAAACCGGAUUUAUACAUUAUCAGAUAUUUAACAUUUGAAAAAAUUUUUCAAAAUAUGAUGAAUUCAUCAAAUCAUGUUCUUUCGGAAACAUCGAUGUCAACGAUUCCCCGACAAAAUGGAAUACAAACACCAUUGACUUCUUUACACUUUAAUUUGGAUCAAGAAGAAAUCUUGAAAAGAGAAUCGAGUAACAAAGAAUCGAUGAUUGAUCAAAAAACCAAAAAUCAGGAACAUGUUGUUUUUAAUAACUCGGAAAUCUCUUACGAGGAAUAUAUAGAAGACACAGAAGAGGUGGAAAAAGAACGAGCGAAAUCCUUCGAUGCACCACGUCGCGUUUUAUCAUUGGUGGAAAAAUGGCGAGAAUGGCAGGUUAUUUCGAUGUACUACGUAUCGAGAUCGGCAACGAUCGUGAUUGAUCACGCCGAUAUCUACGGCAUAGCGACGUAAUGCGAUUCAAGCCAGUCAAUCUGAUUUAUUUGUGUUCGGUAUUUUUCAAUCAGUCAGUUUGGCAAAUGUAUUGAUAUCCAAACACCGCGAUCGUUUUCGAAAUAAAAUUUUUUCGAAUCGCGAAAAAAAUAUUUUUGAUUGGUUUAGAAGGAGGCGAUGGCAGCGUUAGCGGAACAUGAACAACCUGAUAUACACAAGCCAUGGAAAAUUUUACCAAUAGAAAAAAAGAUUGAAGUUCCUCCUGGUAUUGAAGUUCCUAUCCGAAUUGAAGAUAUCAGAGAUAAAAUAAUAAAGGACUUGCAAGAUAAUAUCCGUAUGGAACAACAAUAUGAAAAAGAAAGGAAAGAAUUCGAAGCAGAAGAAGCGAGGAAUCGUCAAAAACAAUUAGAACAGACGCAUGCAAUUCUUUCUCGACACUGGACAGCGUAUAUGAAGAAUAUGUUAAAGUUGGAAGAAGAAGACAAUUGGGUUCGAUAUAUGACUUGUGAUGGUCUUCCGAAUCCUGGAUUGCUAUCUGACAUGAAUACCUUUUUGUUUCUUUGGUCAUUGGAAGAUGAACUUGCAACUAUGGAUACAAUAGAGGAAAAAUGUCGAGUAAUCAUACACGUAAGUAAUAUGUAUAUGUUUCAGCUUUUUAUAAUUACGAUUAAUUAUAAUAUGGCAUUUCAGUUAUUGAAUAAACUUGAUAAAAUUAUUCGCUUUUCCACGUUAAUUACAAAAGAAUAUGUGGCUGAAUACGAAACGAUUGCUGCCCAACUUCGGUUAAAACUGCAACGAUGGAUAGAUCUUGCAUGUUAUCGUAUGUUACGUAACAUUGAGACAAAUAUGACUAGAGAAAAUACAAAAACAACUAGAUACGUUCGGACUAUGAACAAAGCAAUAUGUUGUGUUUGGGCUCCGAUCACGUUACCAAUAGGAAUGAAACCACAAGUAAUGGAAAGAGAUCGAUUAUCGGUACUUCCCGUAGUUGGAAAAUGCAUUGAAAUAGAAUUCAAAGAAAUAAAGUUGAGAAUUAAAAUGCCAAGCAACAUAGAUUGUCAUCGGAUGGCGAUUAGAGGUCUAUGGCUUGCUUACGAUCAUUAUUCGAUUGGAUCGAAUUCUUAUUGGAUGUCCAAACUUCCAGAAUUAUUCGAUUUGUGGAAUCCUGCUCUCGGUCUUUUUGAAUAUUCAGUAAAAGAAUAUGAUGAAAAAAUUCGAAUAAGCGAAGAGCAAGCAGAAGGACGACGUUUGCGAUUAGAAGAGAAAAAAGCGAUACUCGAAAAGUUAGAGUAUCCUUCAGUACCGCGAAUCGAUAAGAGAAAACGUGCUAAAAAGCAAAAAAAAUCUUCGCCGAAAGAUCACCAAACAGAAUUUGAAUCCAUGUUGACUUCAAUAUUACCUUCAAAAUCGGAAUUAUUACCUUAUUUACCCACCCCAAAUGAGAUCAUUCUUGAAAGGGAAGAAAAAGCUAUGUUAGAAAGCAAAAAAUUACUAUUCACUCGAUGCGAAAAAACAGAAGUGAACUUGCGAAAAUAUAGAAUUCUCGGUGGAGUAUUUCGCGUGGAUAUUCUCUAUCAACCACCGCAACCGAAGGAUCUUGGAAAAGAUACUUACUUGACAACUCUUGAGUUACCGAAAGAACCAAAAUUUGUGCCAUUUUAUAAACCAUAUGAAACACCUCGGUCAGAUCCAGAUUCCGAAAGAACGCCGGAAAUUAUCGAAGCUGAAAUGAAAGCUUUAGAAGUGGCAAUGGAUGCAUUAAUCUUGCUUACCCUCAAAUUACCCAAGUCGAUUUUCUGGUUUGAACCACCAGUAGUCGCUCAUUGGCUACCAGAAAAAAGGAUAUGGUCAACAAAAGACAUUCACGAUAUUAAAUACAAUGAAGAGAAACAAACAAUUGCUUUCAGAACUGGAAGAUUGGGUAUUCAUGGAUUAGCUGGAUAUAAAUACGCAAAUCUUCCAUUUCAAAGUUGGGAAUUAAAACCAGAAACGAAAAAAAGUGGCUGUGUUCACAUUGGAGUAAUUCUCACUGUUACAGCUGCUAUAGUUCAAGCUGAAUUUCUUAUCAGGGAAGAUCAAGUUUGUUUAAAAUCAUUCACCGGUACCACGUGUACACCGCUUGAAGAAAUUCUCGGUGAAUAUUUCGAAUUAGAAUAUUUAAUCGAGCGGUUACAACAGGUUGGAUGUGAUCUUUUUCCGGAACGAGAUGCUGCCAGUUAUUUGAAAGGACUUCCAAUAAAACACCCGAUUGCAGAGAAACACUUAAGAGAGUGUAUGGCUCUUUUAUCUACUUCUUAUAUUUUUUCGUGGUCACGAUGGAAUGCGACUCGAGACUUUCGAGAAAUAGUUUUACAAUUCAAAGAAGCACAUGGUUGUAUUGCUAAAGAGCGUACAAAUCUAACGCUUUUGGUGACACCUUCGCGAACUAUGCGUAUACGUUGUACUGAAGUCAGUUCUGAAUUUUCCGAUUUACCGCUCGAGGAUCAAGAUACUAAGUACUAUGCCGAUCUCUAUCAACUGGCAUUACAUACUGCCGGAAUCAAGACUCGAUUGUUAACGAAACAGAUUACAUAUAAAUUAGCAUCAACAGUCACUCAGCUUCUUGAACGUACCAAUGUAAUCAGCAUGUCUUCUUAAUCCGAUCAAAUAUCAUUUGUCAAAAUGAAUACUAUAUAAAUGUUUCAUAAAAAAUAAAAGGGAAAUAAAAUUUAAUAAAAAAUUCGUUUCUCAAACGAAAUUCUCUUUAUUCGGAUAUACAACGUAUGUCGAGCAUAAAGCAAUAUUCAGGAAAUAAAUAUCUCCGUUCGAUCAAUUUAUCAACGAUAUUAAUAUUUAUAAAACAAUAUUUCGAAGGAAACACAUAGCGAUAUCGAAUUUAUGGCUAGAAAGUUAAUGGAUGUAUUUUAUUCUUGGGUUGGAAGAAUAAAAUAACAGAAUAAAAUAGAUACGUAGAUAAGACUGAGUCGGUUAUUAGAUUCGAGAUGAAAGAAUGAGAUAUGAAGCAAAUAACAUAUUCAUUAAGGAUUUAUGAGAUUUGAUCAAUAAAAUAUAAUAUAAAUAAGCAAUACAACAACAAGUAAAUGAUAGUGCAUUAAAUCUGCAUUAAAUCAAAAAAUAUGAUCAAAAUAGUAUUUCACGAACUUAGCUACAAGAAUUUGAUUAAUGCAAAUAUCUUGUUAAGCAGAUAUUUAACUAAGCAAAUCUAGCUACGCGGAUUUGUUUAUGCGAUUUUCGACAAUGAAUGAUAUGCAUCAUCGCAAAACUGCAAUUAUAUUUCGAACGGAGUUCGUUUCUUUUUUCGUUUGUUAUAUAUCCUCCCCUCCCCUCUUCUUUUUCCCCCCUCCUUUCGUUUUCUAUCAUUUGUAAAUACAUAGUAUUUAUUAAAAAAAAUUUUUUUUUAAUAUUUUGCUCUAUUCAUCUUCCUUCUUUUUCCAUUUUUCUUCUUAAUUUUUUUCUUAAUAGAACAAUUCUGUGUAUAUAUAACAAGCAAAAGAAGUAAAAAAUAUAUCAUGUAUUUACAAGGAUAGGACAUAAUCGAUCGUGAAAUUUCUCUCUAUCAUUUGUUCGCUUUUGUUUUACCUUCUUUUCUCUUCUUUUUUUUUCCUUUUAUAUUCUUAUAUUUGUGCUUACUUCUUUGACUUGAUCAAUAGAAUUCUGUUCAUUUUAUCUAUCAUUUCUACGCAUAUAUUUUCACUGUAUAUUCUAACGCACAGCAUAUCAAAUAAUACAUUGUCACAAAAAUUUCCUCUUCUGUUUCGAAGAGAUAAAAUAUGAUCAAAGAUCAUGUAUCAUUUUAUAUUUACUAUGUUUUCUAUCUAACAUUUAUGUUUCUAAAUAUUCUCUUCUCUAAUAACAAUUUUUCAAAUUGUUUUAUUUAAAUGAAAUCAAGCUUCUCACCUUUUCCUUAUUUUUCAACUCUUUUUUUUUCCAUUUAGAACU